Cynara cardunculus var. scolymus (artichoke) is the source of this 1947-nucleotide messenger RNA. RefSeq names its product phosphoinositide phospholipase C 2-like. The coding region runs from base 17 to 1813 and encodes 598 amino acids. The transcript is spliced from 9 exons. Gene Ontology annotation, biological process: phosphatidylinositol-mediated signaling; lipid metabolic process. The record is from RefSeq and is a predicted model, not a curated record. Gene Ontology annotation, molecular function: phosphatidylinositol-4,5-bisphosphate phospholipase C activity. NCBI's taxonomy places the organism in Eukaryota, Viridiplantae, Streptophyta, Magnoliopsida, Asterales, Asteraceae.
UUUCCUCCUCCUCACCAUGUCGAAGCAAUCGUACAAAUUCUGCUGCUGUUUCCGGCGACGUUUCAAGCUCGGCGAGGUCGAACCUCCGGCAGAUAUCAAGGAACUCUUCAGUCGCUACUCGGAGAACGGCAUCAUGACGGCGGAGCAUUUGCAGCGGUUCAUGGCGGAGGUACAAGGAGACGAUGAAGUGACGACGGAGGAGGCGCAGGCCGCCGUGGAUUCUACGAUCAAAGAGCUGAAACACUUGCCGAUCUUUCAUCGGAGAGUUCUGAAUCUCGAUGCUUUCUUCCGGUAUCUCUUCGGUGACUGUAAUCCUCCUCUACCUUUUCCUUCUAAGGUGAUGCAUGAUAUGGAGGCUCCAUUGGCACAUUACUACAUAUACACAGGCCAUAAUUCAUAUCUAACUGGGAACCAAAUAAGCAGUGAUUGUAGCGAUGUGCCCAUCAUUGAAUCCCUUAAGAGAGGUGUUCGUGUUAUUGAACUUGAUAUGUGGCCUAAUUCCACCAAGGAUGAUAUCGAUAUCGUCCACGGAGGUACAUUGACGGCACCCGUCAAAUUGGACAAGUGCUUAGAAGCCAUUAGAACGUAUGCGUUUGUCGCAUCCGAAUAUCCCGUCAUCAUUACUCUCGAAGAUCACCUCACUCCUGCUCUUCAAGCCAAAGUUGCAAAGAUGGUCAUGGAAACAUAUGGAGAUGUUCUAUAUUGUUCGGAAUCAGACAGCCUGACAGAAUUUCCGUCCCCGGAAUUACUUAAGAAACGGAUUGUGGUCUCAACGAAACCACCUAAGGAGUUUCUCGACACGACCAAGAGCAUGAAAGAAAGCGAUGUGAAAACGAAGACCUCCGGAGAGGAUGCAUGGGGUGCAGAAAUAUCAACCCAUUUCAAGAAACAAAAAAGCGUAGAUGAGGUUGGAAAAAACAUAAAUUGGUUUGGAAAACAUGAUGUUUACGCUCAGGAUGAUCAAGAUUUUCAAUAUGAGGAAGAGACGGUAAAACAUAAUGUUGAGCCCGAGUAUAAGCAACUGAUCGCGAUUCACGCAAAGAAACUAAAAGGAGGAGUCAAAGACUGGCUACAUGACGAUCCCACAGCGGCUAAACGGAUUAGCCUGAGGGAAACACGACUAGAAAAAGCCAUUGAGAAUCAUGCAACGGAUGUAAUCAGGUUUACUCAAAGGAACUUGUUGAGGGUUUUUCCAAAAGGCUCACGAGUUGACUCAUCAAACUACAAUCCGUUAAUCGGUUGGACUCAUGGGGCUCAAAUGGUUGCAUUUAACAUGCAGGGCCAUGGGAGGUCUCUGUGGUUGAUGCAAGGAAUGUUCCGAGCCAACGGAGGCUGCGGGUAUGUGAAAAAACCCGAUUUUUUACUUAAAAACGGGCCUGACGGCAAGCUAUUCGAUCCUAAAUCUACACUUCCUGUUAAAAGGACUCUCAAGGUGAAAUUAUAUAUGGGAGAUGGGUGGCAUUUGGAUUUCAAAACAACACAUUUCGACAUUUAUUCACCACCAGAUUUCUAUGUCAAGAUUGGAAUUGCUGGAGUUGAAGCUGAUUCAGUGAUGAAAAAAACCAAGAUCAUACAAGACGCUUGGGCACCGAAAUGGGAAGAAGAAUUCGAGUUCCCGUUGACGGUUCCCGAGCUUGCAUUACUUCGACUUGAGGUCCACGAAUACGAUAUGACGGAGAAGGAUGAUUUCGGCGGACAAACUUGCCUUCCGGUAUCGGAAUUACGGACUGGGAUUCGAUGUGUACGGCUUCAUGAUCAAGUGGGUAAUAUAUAUAACUCGGUCAAACUGCUUUUGCGCUUUGAAUUUGUGUAAGUUGUGAUUAUGUUGGGUAUGCUUUUAUUAUGCGGUUUUGUGGAUGUUAUAUUUAUAUACAUAUAUGAAACAGAAAACACUUGUAUCUUCAAGGUCCAGGAUGAUGACAUCAUUGUUAUUUGUUAGAAUUAGUC